Molecule: messenger RNA, 2640 nt
Organism: Cucurbita moschata (crookneck pumpkin)
Lineage: Eukaryota; Viridiplantae; Streptophyta; Magnoliopsida; Cucurbitales; Cucurbitaceae
Product: linoleate 13S-lipoxygenase 2-1, chloroplastic-like
Exons: 9
Coding region: 4-2526 (840 amino acids)
Biological process (GO): lipid oxidation
Molecular function (GO): oxidoreductase activity, acting on single donors with incorporation of molecular oxygen, incorporation of two atoms of oxygen; protein binding; metal ion binding
Source: RefSeq, a predicted model, not a curated record
AUAAUGAAACACCCUCACACACCCUACAUUCCACCACCAGAGAUGGCUGUUGAUAUCGUCGCAGUUGUUACCGUCAGACCCAAAUUUAAUGAAAAGUUUCCUUCCGACGACACCCUCUCUCUCAAGUUUGCUAGCUCCGAUUUGGAUGCUGAUGGACAGCAAAAGCCAUUGAUCGGAGGUGUGGCGACAAUACAGAAUGAAUCGGCGGAGGAGUACACGUACGUGGCCAAAAUUCAAGUUCCCAGAGGAUUUGGGGAAAUUGGAGCAGUGAUCAUUGAACUGAAAGACAACUCCACGGAGAGGUUUAUCGACACUGUUUCUGUUGCCAACUCAUCAUCUCAGAACUCAGUUACGUUCAGCUGCACCUCAUGGGUUCAGCCCAAAAAUUUGAUCCCUGACCAGCGCAGGAUCUUCUUUUCCACCAAGUCCUAUUUGCCGGGAAACACACCGGCCGGGCUGGUGAAGCUGAGAGCAGAGGACCUUGCCAAUCUGAGAGGCCAAAAACCAGAUGGAACAGAAGAUGAGAAUGAGCGUAAGGCGUUCGAAAGGAUUUAUGAUUACGAUGUGUACAACGACCUCGGAGAUCCGGACGUAGACAUGAAAUGGAAAAGGCCUGUUCUUGGUGGCUCGGCCCAGUACCCUUACCCUCGGCGUUGCAGAACUGGUCGUCCUGCGGCUGUAUCAGAUCCGUGGUCAGAGCACAGGGGUGAAGAAAGCUUCUAUGUUCCACGAGACGAAGCAUUCUCAGAGGUGAAGCAGAAAAUGUUUCCGGCGAACCCGGGGAAGAAAGACAAGCUGGGAUCAAAGCCUUUCUCGGAUUUCACUCAGAUUGACCUAAUGUUCCGAGAUGGCAUUGAGAUCCCCCCCGCUCCUCACGAAAUUCUUCGCUUUAAUAUUUCCUCCACUCUUUCCACCAUGCAUGCCCCACCCUUUGUUGACCCUUCUACCCUUCAGCCCCAGCCUGCCCGGUUGGUUAAAUUCCCACCGCCCGAGGCCCUCAAGAGAGACAAGUUCAAUUGGCUGAGUGACAGCGAGUUUGCAAGACAGACACUCGCUGGUCUCAACCCCUACAGCAUUCAGCUGGUCAAGAGUUUGCCUUUGAUGAGUGAGCUGAACCCCAAGGAUUAUGGACCUCAAGAAUCAGGAUUCACCACCGAAUUGGUCCAGAAAUUAAUCGGAUGCUCCAUCACUGUUGAAGAGGCAUUAGCACACAAGAAAUUGUUCGUACUGGAUUACCAUGACACUUUAAUGCAAUAUGUAACCAAAGUAAGAAGCAUUAAGCGGACGACACUGUAUGGAUCAAGGACAUUGUUCUUCCUAAACUCAGAUGACACUUUGACGCCGUUGGGUAUUGAGCUAACUCGGCCGCCGAUGGAUGGGAAGCCCCAAUGGAAACAAGUUUUUUCCCCAAGCACUCAUGCCACGGAUGCCUGGCUAUGGAGGCUCGCUAAAGCCCACGUUCUUGCUCAUGAUUCUUGCGUUCACCAACUCGUUAUUCAUUGGCUUAGAACCCACUGUUGCAUGGAGCCCUAUGCAAUUGCGAUGAACAGACAAUUAAGUACGAUGCACCCAAUCUAUAGACUAUUGCAUCCUCAUUUUCGAUUCAAUAUGCGCAUCAACUCAAAUGCGCGUGAAAUUCUCAUCAACGCCGGAGGAAUCAUUGAGAGCACGUUUUCUGCUGCGGCUUACUCCAUGGAAUUUAGUUCUUUGGUGUACAAGAAGGAGUGGCGAUUUGACACCCAAGCGCUCCCUGAGGACCUAAUUCGCAGGGGAAUGGCGGAGAGAGAUGAAAAUGCACCUCAUGGUCUUAAGUUGGCGAUCAAAGACUACCCUUUUGCGAACGACGGUCUGAUGUUAUGGGAUGCUCUGUUGGAAUGGAUGACAGAGUACGUGCACCACUAUUACCCGGAUGAGAAAGCGAUAAAGAACGACAAGGAGCUGAAGGCAUGGUGGAAAGAAAUCAUGGAAAAGGGGCAUCCAGACAAGAAGAAAGAAGCAGGAUGGCCUGCGCUAAAGACCCCCAAAGACCUUAUUCAGAUCGUGUCCACCAUAGCGUGGGUAGGGUGUGGACACCACUCGGCGGUGAACUUCAUACAAUACGCACACGCAGGGUAUUUCCCGAGCCGACCCAGUAUUGCGAGGACCAACAUGCCCACAGAGGACUUCGACCAAAUUCCAGAGGAGUUGAUAAACAAUCCUGAAAGUGUGUUGCUUGAAGCCUUCCCUUCGGUGGCACAGGCUUCCACAGUGGCACAGACUAUGUUGAUUCUCUCGGCUCACUCUCCGGACGAGGAGUAUAUCGGGAGCAAGAUAGAGGCAGCCUGGGAGGAGAACCCCAUCAUAGCCAAAGCCUUUCAAAAGUUCAAAGCGAGGUUGGAUAAUCUAGACGAAAGUAUCGACGAGAAAAACGAGGAUAGUAAUUUUAAGAAUAGGCGUGGAGCUGGGUUAGUCCCGUAUGAGGUUCUGAAGCCAACUUCAAGCUUUGGGGUGACUGGAAAGGGAGUUCCAUACAGCGUUUCCACUUGAACUUCCUCCACUCUCCCAUCUUCAUCAAUCGUCUUCCCCCCUUGUGCUUUUCAUUUCAUGUUGUUUCUGUGUUUCUUGAAUUCCGAUUUGUAUCAUUUUCCGUCUCUUUUUUUU